Messenger RNA from Striga hermonthica, 711 nucleotides. The record is from the annotation of a GenBank genome assembly. NCBI's taxonomy places the organism in Eukaryota, Viridiplantae, Streptophyta, Magnoliopsida, Lamiales, Orobanchaceae.
AUGGCGGUGGAAGUCGGAGGCGGCGGUUUAUCGGAGCUGUACUCCAACUCGAAGCGUCUUUCUCUGAAGGUCAGUGAUGAUUUGGAGAGGCUCGAGCGCCUCGAAUUCACCUCGUCGUCAUCGUCCUCGCUGUCCUCGUCAACCGCCGCCGUCGAGGGGUCUUUCGAUGAACGAGCGACUUCAAUUCGGAGAGACUUGAAUCGGAUCCAGUCGCUCUGUGCCGAUAUGGAUCGGUUAUGGCGGUCCAUAGCCUCCAAGCCUCAGCGCGAUCUCUGGAAAAGGAAAGUGGAACAAGUCAGUGAGGAGGCUGAGUCAUUCAGAGCUAGUCUGGAUAAAUACCAGGCGAGGCGUCAAAAGCGGAUACAAGAAGCCCAAGAGAGAGCAGAAUUACUUGGAAGAGCUAGUGGAGAUUCACAUGUUCUGAAGAUUUUUGAUGAGGAGGCACAAGCAAUGGAAUCAGUUCGCAGAUCAUCCAGAGUGUUAGAGGAUACUUUCGCGACUGGAGUUGCCAUUCUUUCCAAGUAUAGUGAGCAAAGGGAUCACUUGAAGAGAGCUCAAAGGAAAGCACUGGAUGUUCUCAACACUUUAGGGCUGUCAAAUUCCCUGCUGAGGCUCAUCGAGAGGAGAAACCGUGCCGACAAAUGGAUCAAAUAUGCAGGCAUGUUUGUAACAGUCGUGGUCCUCAUCAUGUUUUGGAGGUGGACAAGGUGA